Molecule: messenger RNA, 1401 nt
Organism: Aspergillus versicolor CBS 583.65
Lineage: Eukaryota; Fungi; Ascomycota; Eurotiomycetes; Eurotiales; Aspergillaceae
Product: alpha-amylase
Exons: 2
Coding region: 1-1401 (466 amino acids)
Biological process (GO): carbohydrate catabolic process
Molecular function (GO): alpha-amylase activity; calcium ion binding
Source: RefSeq, a predicted model, not a curated record
AUGACCGAUCGCUUCGCCCAAACGGAUGGGUCGACCACUCGUGCCUGCAACCUUACAGAAGGAAUCUACUGCGGUGGAACCUGGAGAGGAACGAUAAACCGUCUUGACUACAUCCAAGACAUGGGAUUUGAUGCCGUCAUGAUAUCCCCAAUUGUAAAAAACAUCGAGGAGCGCGUUUCAUACGGAGAAGCAUACCAUGGCUACUGGGUUCAGGACAUGUACACCCUCAACCCGCAUUUUGGGACCCAUCAGGACUUACUGGACUUGAGCCAAGCUGUCCAUGAUAGGGGUAUGUUCCUCAUGAUGGACACCGUCAUAAACAAUAUGGCUUAUCCUACAAACGGUGGGAAUCCGGCAACUGAUGUUAACUACUCCUCUCUCAUUCUCUUUAAUGACCAGGGGUUCUAUCAUCCUUACUGUAAGAUCUACGACUGGAACGACUACUCUCAAUCUCAGUAUUGCUGGACCGGCGAUGAUAUUGUUGCCCUCCCAGAUUUAAACACAGAGGACGACCGCGUUCAAGCCAUUCUCGAGAUGUGGAUUCAGCAGAUGAUAUCAACCUACUCAAUCGAUGGACUUCGCCUGGAUGCCGCAAAACACAUCACGCCGGGCUUUCUCCCCAGGUUUCAAGAAGCAGCUAAUACCUUCAUGUUUGGAGAGGUAUAUGAGAGAUCUGUUGACAUUCUCUGCAAUUACCAGAAAGACCUCAAAAGCGUCACUAACUACCCCAUCUACUUCGCUCUCCUCGACGCUUUCACCCUCGGCAACAUAGAGUCCCUCCCAAACCAAGUCGAGACCAUGAAGAACCGAUGUCCCAGCGUAACAGAUCUCACAAUAUUCUCCGAGAACCAUGACAUUCCGCGCUUCGCAGGCUUGAACGAUGACAUAAACCUCGCCAGAAACAUCCUAACAUUCACCCUCCUCUUCGACGGCGUCCCGAUAAUCUACCAAGGCCAAGAACAACACUUCUCAGGCUCCAAAGACCCUUAUAACCGCGAAGCCCUCUGGCCCUCAGGCUACAACACCUCGUCCCUGCUCUACAAAACCAUAACCACACUGAAUGGGAUCCGCAAGCACGCGAUAAAACUUGAUCCGGGUUACUACGUAAACUACAACACGUACCCCGUCUACCGCGGGUGGUCGGAGAUGGCCUUCAGGAAGGGCCGCGAUGGGCACCAGGUUAUUAUGGUCUUGUCGACGCAGGGGGUCAAUGGCGGCGCAUAUACCAUCAGCAUGAUGGAUGGAUUCCAACCGUCUGUUGUCGUUAUGGAUGUGUUUAGUUGUAGCACGUGGACUGUUAGUGAUAUGGGCGAGUUGAGGCUUGAUAUGGAUAAGGGCGAGCCGAGGGUAUUAGUGCCGCGGGACAUGAUGCCUGGGAGCGGCCUUUGUGGGUUUGGGUAG